CUUCAUUUCUCCCCUAAAAUUUCCGCCCUCUAACACUUUUUUUAUUUAACAAUAUUUAUCACAAAAAUAGAAAAAGAUUCAAGAAACUUAAUACACUUUCCUAUUUGGGAGAGAGAAAGAAGAUCUUGAAUUGCCUAAAAUUUAUGGAACAACUUGUCAACUUUAUUAUUCGACCCCCAAGGGCUGAGUAUGAUCCUAAAAAUGAUCUACUAGAUGAAGAAUUCAUGCUUAAAGGGAAAUGGUACCAAAGGAAGGAUCUGGAGGUUAAAAAUAGUAGGGAUGAUGUUCUUAAAUGUACCCAUUAUAUGCCUCUUAUUCGUCCAGAAGGAAAGCCACUGCCUUGUGUGAUUUACUGUCAUGGAAACAGUGGAUGUAGAGCAGAUGCCAGUGAAGCUGCUAUUAUAUUAUUGCCGCUAAACAUAACUGUUUUCACCCUUGACUUUUCUGGAUCUGGACUUUCUGGAGGCGAGCACGUUACAUUGGGGUGGAAUGAAAAGGAUGAUCUCAGAGCUGUGGUUGAAUAUCUGCGGACAGAUGGCAAUGUUUCUUUGAUUGGCUUGUGGGGUCGUUCAAUGGGUGCAGUUACUAGCCUCAUGUACGGUGCUGAGGAUCCAUCCAUUGCUGGAAUGGUUUUAGACAGCCCCUUCUCUGAUUUGGUUGAUUUGAUGAUGGAACUUGUAGACACUUACAAAAUCCGGCUGCCCAAGUUCACUGUAAAGUUUGCAAUUCAAUAUAUGCGCAGAGCGGUCUUAAAAAAGGCAAAGUUUGACAUAACCGAGUUGAACACAAUUAAGGUGGCAAAGUCAUGCUUCGUCCCUGUUUUACUGGGUCAUGCCGUUGAUGAUGAUUUUAUACAGCCCCAUCACUCUGAUCGUGUAUUUGAGGCUUACAUGGGGGACAAGAAUAUUAUAAAAUUUGAGGGUGAUCACAACUCUCCACGCCCACAGUUUUAUUUUGAUUCUAUAAGUAUCUUCUUCAACAAUGUUUUGCAACCACCAGAGGAUGAAGUAGGGGGUGCAUUCUUUGACAUGCCACAAGAUUAUUUUGGCAAGGGCAGUUGGAGUACAGUCCAUGAAGUUGACUUUAUGGAUGAUGUCCAUGAUGUUGCAGCUGCCCCAACUAGUAGCACUGAAGAUGUAAUAAAGCAGGUUCGCUCCAAAAGACCCAUGAGCCGGACAGAGGUCCCGUCUGACAUAUCUGCGCAGGAUAACCAGACUGAAGACCAGAAAGAAGGUACUGGAACCAACUCUGCCCCAUCAUCUUCAAAAAUGAUCAGCUUUGAACUUUCCAAUGGUGACCCGUUUGGUUCCAGUGUUCCUGCAUCAAUAGAUGAUGAUGACUAUGUGGAAUAUUCACUUGAUAGUUUGGCAGAUUUUCCUAGUAAUGUGGAGGAAGAAGAAAGGAUGUUAAUGAAAGCAGUACUCGAGUCUUUAAAAGACUUGGAGGUAAAACCUCCUCCAGCUGAGCAAGCAUCCUCAAAAGUUGUCGAAGAACUUCCUCAACCUUUGCAGGACAGUAAAGAGGAGUCAGCUUCUACAAAACAAUGUACUCCCUCAAAAGAAAUUAGUGCUAGUCCCAUAGUUUCUAAUGGACAUGAUUCAGACGCCAAAGUCCAAGUUCAAGAUACUGUUAAAGUAUCAGUAACACCAGCUAACAGUACUUUAUCGGCGAAAGAAGUGAAAAGCAACGGGACUCCUUCUCAUCGUGACAUGUCUGUCAGCAGUCAAAGUUCGUCCAGCGUUGACAUGGUUGAUGGUACUAAAGCCACUCUGACCGUUGUGAAGAACCCAACAAGUAAUAUCAUGGAUGGUUUAUUGCGUCGUUGGGAUCGCAACUUUUUCAAGAACAGAUAAUGGUUAGACGAUUGACUUUUUACAAAGAAAACACUUGGAAUGGAUUACGUGUAGCAGAAAAAGUUAUAGCGGCUAUAGAAAUUUGCUGUUCGCUGAAUGUACAUUUUUGGGGGGAGUAAAUAUUUGUAUUUUCUGUCAGGGGUGGUAAGUUGUGGCAGGUGGUUGUGGGAAAUGGAGGGGGGGUGGGUUCGGUUGUCGCUAAUUUACAUAGGUCUUCCUUGUUUGGUACAAGUGAUUCAGCUUGUAUAUGUAUUCCCAAUGUGAAGAAAUUAGGCUCAUAGGCCCAUUGUUUGUUGUAAAUUAUGGAUUACCAAAAUGUGUCAUGUAGAUGUACAGGUGAUGUGCAAUUUUUUCAUGACAAUCUUGCAAUUGUUAGCACUCUCCAAUUUCUCUAUUUUAUUCAGUUUUAUAGUGUUUGUAAUAUUGUAUACAAAUAGAACACAUCUCAUUCUUUCAACAUGGAAACAUGCUUCAGUGUCAA
Messenger RNA from Nicotiana attenuata, 2334 nucleotides. RefSeq lists its product as uncharacterized. The record is from RefSeq and is a predicted model, not a curated record. The transcript has 14 exons. Lineage: Eukaryota; Viridiplantae; Streptophyta; Magnoliopsida; Solanales; Solanaceae. The coding region runs from base 144 to 1853 and encodes 569 amino acids.